UUUCUUUCUUCCUCUCCAGGAAAGGGCUCCUGCUCUUAUUUGGUCUCCCACGGCGAUUCGAAACAAAUUCUUUUCCCCGAAGAAAGGAAAGGAAGGAGACGGCCGGCGAGCUAAUCGGCCAUGGGGGACAGCCAGUACUCCUUCUCCCUCACCACCUUCAGCCCGUCUGGUAAGCUGGUGCAGAUCGAGCACGCGCUGACGGCGGUGGGCUCUGGACAGACCUCCCUCGGGAUCAAAGCUGCUAAUGGAGUUGUUAUUGCCACUGAGAAGAAACUGCCGUCUAAUUUAGUGGAUGAAACAUCUGUGCAAAAGAUUCAAGCGUUGACUCCAAAUAUUGGAGUUGUUUACAGUGGGAUGGGUCCAGAUUUUCGCGUUCUUGUGAGGAAAAGCCGGAAGCAAGCACAGCAGUAUUACCGAUUGUACAAGGAGUCUAUACCUGUUACACAGCUUGUCAGAGAAACCGCUGCUGUUAUGCAGGAGUUCACACAGUCAGGCGGUGUAAGGCCAUUUGGUGUAUCUUUGUUGAUAGCUGGGUAUGAUGACAAUGGACCCCAGUUGUAUCAGGUAGACCCAUCAGGAUCAUACUUCUCCUGGAAAGCAUCAGCAAUGGGGAAAAAUGUGUCCAAUGCAAAGACAUUUCUUGAGAAGAGGUACACAGAAGAUAUGGAGCUUGAUGAUGCCAUCCAUACUACAAUUUUGACUCUGAAAGAAGGAUACGAAGGGCAGAUCUCGUCCAACAAUAUUGAGAUCGGGAUAAUUCGACCUGACCGUGAGUUCAGGGUUCUGAGCCCUGCGGAGAUCAAGGAUUUCCUGGAAGAGGUGGAGUAAAGAUGUCCCUCGACAAUUCGCGGGUUCCAGAAACGAGAAAAGCAAAAGCCCAAGCAGCCAAGCCGACGCCCCCCUAAAGUUCAUGACAUCUUCAGGAUUCUUUUUCCAAUCUUUUGAAGUGAUUAUCAGCGGCAAUGCGGCAUGUCGUAGACUCGGUCGGAGCAGCUAGGCUUCCAGGUAGAUGUAGGUGCGUCGUGCAUGCUGUACCCUGCUUGUCGCACUGCCCGCCACUCGCCUGGCCAGCAUACAAUGUGCCGUGGUGCCCGUCCUCGUGUGUCCCCCGGGGCCCAUUGUACAACGUCCAUUUCACCGUCCCGAUCAGAGGGCAGCCAGCAUCUUUGCGGUCGGGAGUUGAUUUUUGUUGCGCAAGAUAAAAUAGGGAUCAAAGUCAGACCGGGCUGUCCUAAUCAGGAUGAAAAAUCUGCUUCCGGUCGUUA
Messenger RNA from Panicum virgatum (switchgrass), 1265 nucleotides. Its product is annotated as proteasome subunit alpha type-2-like. Gene Ontology annotation, biological process: ubiquitin-dependent protein catabolic process. The record is from RefSeq and is a predicted model, not a curated record. NCBI's taxonomy places the organism in Eukaryota, Viridiplantae, Streptophyta, Magnoliopsida, Poales, Poaceae. Bases 121 to 828 code for a protein of 235 amino acids. The transcript has 11 exons. Gene Ontology annotation, cellular component: proteasome core complex, alpha-subunit complex; proteasome core complex.